AGGGAGAAAGCGAGAGAAGGAACCCAAAUAGAUUAUUAAGAGUGGGGACUUAGAGCAAUAUACGAGAAAAAGAAACAAUGGAUGAAUGAGAUUACCAGAUAGAGAGGAGACAUAAAGCUGAUAAAAUACUCGCAAGUGGCAAGUAAAUAAGGUCAGCCUUCUCCCAUGGGGACAACUGACGCAAUCUUAGAGGAGUUGCUUAAUGUCGAGGUCGAGCUGCAAGAUGUCCAGGAUCAAAUAAAAGUAUUGCUUAAUAAGCAAGACAAGCUGUACGAUAGACAAACUGAAUUGAAGACUUUGCUCGAAGGCUGUGAAGAUGCCAGAAGUGUUCGUGAUGAAGACACCAGUACUCCUGUGGAGGAUUGGUCACAUUCAUUUGCUUGGGAUUCUAAUGCUGAUGAUGUUAGAUUUAAUGUUUUUGGCAUAACCAAAUAUCGGUCAAAUCAGAGAGAGAUUAUAAAUGCAAUCAUGUCUGGGAGGGAUGUUCUUGUGAUUAUGGCGGCUGGUGGUGGCAAAAGUCUUUGCUACCAGCUUCCAGCUAUUCUAAAGGAUGGAGUUGCCCUUGUAGUCAGUCCACUGCUUUCUUUGAUCCAGGAUCAGGUGAUGGGUUUGGCUGCUUUGGGCAUCAAAGCAUUCAUGCUAUCAUCAAUCACCAGCAAGGAAGAUGAGAAGUUCAUAUACAAAGCACUUGAGAAAGGUGAAGGAGAAAUGAAGAUAUUGUAUGUAACACCUGAAAAAAUAUCAAAGAGCAAGAGGUUUAUGUCAAAGCUUGAAAAAUGCCACCAUGCUAGUCGUCUUUCUCUAAUUGCAAUCGAUGAGGCGCAUUGUUGCAGCCAGUGGGGUCAUGAUUUUCGACCAGACUACAAAAACCUUGGUAUCUUGAAGACUCAGUUUCCGAACGUUCCAGUAGUUGCACUGACUGCAACAGCUACUGAGAAGGUCCAAAAAGAUUUGAUGGAGAUGCUACGUAUUCCAAAAUGUGUCAAGUUUUUCAGUACUGUUAAUAGGCCAAACCUAUUUUACAUGGUAAGGGAGAAGUCAUCAGUUGGAAAGGUGGCUAUUGAUGAAAUUGCAGAAUACAUACAAAGUACAUAUCCAAACAAGGAAUCUGGGAUAGUAUACUGCUUCUCCAGAAAGGAAUGUGAACAGGUUGCUCAGGAACUUCGGGAUAGAGGAAUUUCAGCAGAUUAUUAUCAUGCAUAUAUGGAUGCGGAUCAUCGAGAGAGAGUUCAUAACCGGUGGAGCAAUAGCAAGUUGCAGGUGAUAGUUGGCACUGUGGCAUUUGGAAUGGGUAUCAACAAACCAGAUGUUAGGUUUGUCAUCCAUCACAGCCUCAGCAAAUCAAUGGAGACAUAUUAUCAGGAAAGUGGCCGUGCUGGAAGAGAUGGCCUUCCAUCUGAAUGCCUACUAUACUUUAGGCCAGGUGAUGUACCCAGGCAGAGUUCAAUGGUCUUCUAUGAAAAUGCUGGACUACAGAAUCUGUAUGAUAUUGUUCGAUACUGUCAGUCUAAAAGAGAAUGCCACAGAAAUGCUUUCUUCCGACACUUUAAUGAGUCAUUACAAGAUUGCAAUGGGAUGUGCGACAACUGCACAAUCUCAAACGAGGUCAAGGAGAUUGAUGUCUCUGGGUAUGUGAAGGUUAUCAUAAACUUACUUCAAGAAAUCCAGGAGAGUGACCAGAGAAUAACCAUGUUGCAGUUGGUGGACAAGAUGAAGAUCAAACAAAAAGGUUCUGAACUAAAGCGCGAUGAAGCAGAGCAACUUGUGAUUAAACUCAUCAUAGAUCACAUUUUGAAAGAAGAAUUUCAGCAUACAGCAUAUACCACCAAUGCUUAUGUAACCCUAGGACCUUUGGCAAUGCAAGUAUUGCAUGGAAAGAGGGAAAUUAAGCUUGAGGUUUUCAGUGAACAGAAGAAGAGUAUGGGUAGUAUAAUGAAGUCAUCCAAACAUAGCCUAACAUCGUCAGGAUUGGAGUAUAAGCUCGAUGAACUUCGAAAAGAGCUCUCUUCUAAUGAUGGAGGCAUAUUUCCUCAUUCAGUGUUAUCCACUCAGCAGAUCACCAUGAUAGCUGCACAGAGACCAAACUCAAAAGAACAGCUGGAGAAGAUUAUAGGAAAAUUGAAGACAGAUAAGUAUGGUUCGAGGAUACUUGAAGAGAUUGAGAAAAAUGAAUCCGAUCCCCCACCCGAGAGUUCAUUGGCGUGUGAAGGAGACAAAGAUGGUGGCAGAAAGAGACCCGCAAAGAGGCUGAAAACCAAAAAGACUGUCGUCGUAGUUGAAAGUAGUGAAGAUGAUUUUUGACCACCUCAGUUUAAUGCGCAUCUUUUAAUCUUAUUAAAGAUUUUGACAUUUCAAAGCUGUUUAUUUUUUUUUUAUUUGAAACUAUUAAUAGUAUUAAAAAAAAUUGUCCCAAGAGUGAGCAA
Molecule: messenger RNA, 2423 nt
Organism: Impatiens glandulifera
Lineage: Eukaryota; Viridiplantae; Streptophyta; Magnoliopsida; Ericales; Balsaminaceae
Product: ATP-dependent DNA helicase Q-like 2
Exons: 20
Coding region: 166-2301 (711 amino acids)
Biological process (GO): DNA replication; double-strand break repair via homologous recombination
Cellular component (GO): chromosome; cytoplasm; mediator complex
Molecular function (GO): ATP binding; nucleic acid binding; four-way junction helicase activity
Source: RefSeq, a predicted model, not a curated record